GGCAUCCGCACUUUCGGUUUCACAUUGUUUAUUUUCCUGUAACUGUGGGUGGAAAGUGGAAAGUUUCAUGUCAUUGUCAGUCAUCAUACUCAGAUUCGUUAUACAUGAAAUAUUUGGCUGCUUUUAAUGUUGAGAGUAAUGAAAGACAGACCAUAUGAAAGGGGUGUUAAUAUGGAGAGACUGUCACUCACCUGGGACUGACACCAUAAAUAAUAUCCAAGUGAAGCCAGGCAUUGUCACUGAGUCUUUAGAGUACAAAAAGGAUCCCACAAAGCCAAAGCAGAAUGACCCACUUUGAUGAAAGAAGUGGAGUAAUUCCAUGCAAAACCGAAUGGGGCUUCUGGUGGCAGACAAUGGAAGAAGUCUUUAUAGAAGUAGCAAGCAACCAGAUACUGAAUGCCAAGGAAGUGAAAUGUAACAUCAAACCGAGAGCCAUCAGUCUUUCCAUUCAAGGAGCAACAGUGUUUCAGGGCGAUCUGUAUGAACCAGUCCACGCUGAUGAUGCUGUGUGGACACUAGAAGAUAAAAAGAUGGUACGGAUUUGUCUGAGUAAAGUUCACAGCACAGCAGCUCAUUGCUGGCCCUCUUUGCUCAAAGACCAGUACAGAGCUGACCCAGUCACCUUUGACGAAAUGCAGAAAAAAUUGACCUUGCAAAGAUUUCAGUUUGAGAACCCAGGCAUGGACUUCAGCAAUGCAGCGAUGACGGGAAACUAUCAAAAUGGAGGUCCUGAGAUGCCUAGCUAGAACCAACACAAACUGUAAAGAAUUUCAUACACCAAGACUAAUCCUCAAAAAAGAGAGAAAAAGCUGUGUGACAGUGCUUUACUUUUUUUUAUAAUUUUCGUAGAAUUUCUUAAGAUGUCAGAGUUGUGAAGAUACUUGCUCUACAACAGUCUUCCUGUUCCCCUGUUAUGGUUGUUUUAGUAAGAUCUUUUUGGAAUCAUGUUCAUAGAUGCCAAUCAGUAUGUUAAAAAAAAAAGUGUUUACUACAUUGUUGAGGCUCUGAGUGCAUUUUUGUAUUUAAAAAUAUGUAUUCAUAUUUUUAGUUAGUAUUGCUCCUCACUGACAUGUUUAUGCUGAACAAAAAUUAUGAAUUUUCUGAUGAGAUUUGUGAAUAAUAAUGAGAACAAAACCCAAUAGUCAAUUGGAAAAAUCAUUUUCUGCGGGUCAACUUUGAAUAGCUUGAAUCUGUUGAAUACAGAAAAGUGUGUGUGAAAGGUUGGAGGGAGGUCACUUGACCAAUGCCCACCACCCUGACCCCUUGCUUGGUUAGUGUCUGUUUUCGGUUUUUGAAAAGUUGACAACUGCGCAUGUAUAUAUUUAGUAGACUAAACACCUUGCUGCAUAGCUCGUCUCUUACGAUCACUUUAUCAAAAGUGAUUUGCCGGAUGUUUAAGACUGCUUCAUAUUGUUACGCUCAUAAGAUAAUUGCCGGAGUCAUUUAUGACUGGUUAGUUGGAGUUGGAGUUUUUGGUUCUGAAAUGAAGAGCAGAGCUAGCUUGGUAAUUUAGUUCACUUGGACAAAAAAAUCCAAAUAUAAAAUCAAGUGAGUGUACCAAAAUUCAAGUGUUUCACAGGGUCAAUUGUUUAAAAGAAAGUUUUUUUCUAAUUUUUUUCAAAAUGGCUCAAAAUGACCUCUAGGCGUUUAUCUUAUGAGUGUGACAAUAUAAUUUGCCGUAGGAGACUACAAUUUCGAACUCCGAUAUUUUAUCAUUGUGUUUUACGAUAAUUGGUGGACUCAUCAUUUGAAGAAGUUGGAUCUUGAGACUACUCUCGCAGUCAAAACAGUUAUCAGUACCAGAUGCAGGACCACAUCAAACCAAAUUUUCUUUGUCAUUCAACAAAUUCGCUUGUUUUCGUAAGUCAAAGGAAAAAUAUGCUUUGCUAAUUCCAGACGAUGAAACUGUCAGACUGACUGUAGCUCUGUGAAUUUCGCGGUCUCUAGCUUAUGUCCUAGCUCUAAAACAGGACACUGCACUGUGGUGACCACCACUGGUGUGGGUAUGAUCUUAUCUGUUUUUUACUUGUUUUUUUUAAUGUAGGAUGACUACAGCGGUGUUUACCAAUACACCAUGCCUUUGUAAAAUGAUUUUUCUGAAAAACGCCAAGAAAGAGUUUUUUUUUUUACUGUUUCCUUGAUACCUGUUUUUUCUUAGAGCAGCCUUUUCUCUAUUCAUGUUUAAACAAAAUGAAGCGGAAACUUAAAUAGUAGUUAGGCUACCGGACUUAUAAUCGCGAGGUUGCAAGAUCGCGGGCCCGACGUUGUGUCCUUGGGAAAGGCACUUUACACGAAUUUUCCUCACUUCACCCAGGUGGGAAUGAGUACCCGGCCAUAACCAGUGAAAGAUCUUGGCGGUAUGUUAGUUUUUAGCGCCUAUAAAUGGCUGCCUGCACUGUAUGCUUCCCAGAAAGAUGAGGUUGUUUCAGAAUGCUCUCAGGUCUGCUGGGGUAAUACAUGUAGUAUAGAUUGUGAAGUGCAGAGGGCUUGCUAUUGAGCGGGGAUUUGCACAAUACAAAUGCUAUCUCUAUUAUUAUUAUUCAACUUCGUUAUCAGAAGUAUCUGCCAUGCUGUUUUGUAUAACCCUGCCUCUCUUUCAAAUUGAAGAAUUAACCGAUGUAGGCCUGUGUAUGCAUUUUAGCUAUCUGAGAGUGAGAGAUGCGAAAUUACAAAAACCACUCUCAUACUCACAUGGCUCUAGAUAUCCUGCUGAUACUGCAUAAGCUGAUGAUUAAAAGCUCAUGAAAAUUA
Aplysia californica (California sea hare) is the source of this 2751-nucleotide messenger RNA. Its product is annotated as nudC domain-containing protein 2. NCBI's taxonomy places the organism in Eukaryota, Metazoa, Mollusca, Gastropoda, Aplysiida, Aplysiidae. Gene Ontology annotation, biological process: protein folding. Gene Ontology annotation, cellular component: cytoplasm. The record is from RefSeq and is a predicted model, not a curated record. The coding region runs from base 285 to 746 and encodes 153 amino acids. The transcript is spliced from 5 exons.